AUGGAUCCGGAAAGUGCAACAACAAGUGAUGAUGAUUAUAUGUCCGAUACAUACACAGCUGUGGAUACACGACCUGGAAUUGCCAUAACUCAAACGCAACGGCGAAACUUGAAGGUGGAGGCGAAACGGGUGGAAAAUAUUGAACGUUUACGGAAUCUAUCAAAACGUUCGGAAAUAGAGAAAAAGAUUCGGGAUGAUGCGAUGGCGAAACCUAUUAGCGAAGAUUCGAAAGGAUUCCUGUUGCUAUCCAAAAUGGGUUAUAAAAGAGGAAUGAGUUUAGGUGUGAAAAAAGAAGGUUGCAAUGAAGGGAUCAAGAUACCCAUCACAGUGGAAAUGAAAACUAAUCGCACAGGAUUAGGGCAUGAUACGGAAGAGGCUGAAAAACGAAGACAGCGCAUGGAUCUCUAUCAAAGAGCUGUACUAGAAAGGGCGAAAGCUAAUGAAGUACUUAUGGAUGAUUUUUCCAUAAGAAAACGGCGGGCUGUACGUAUGAAACAGAUAUCGAAGGAUUUGAAAAAAAGUCGAAAAGUAUGCCAGGAAUUAGAUGCUAGAAAUGGAUUAGAACUUCCUACAUCCUCUCAUUUUUGGCCAGUGUACAAAGUAAUGAAGGAGGAUGAUAUUUCAUUGAAAACGAGAAAAAAUGAAGAAUCCGAGUGCAUUACGGAAUGUUUCACAUAUUUUAACGGAAAUAUGGCACCUAAUGAUUUAAAUAUUGAUGAAUUACCGGAGAAUGAAAUCACGGAAUGGUUAAUGGAAUUAACGAUAUACCUCCGUGCUGCCCACUGUUAUUGUGUUUGGUGCGGAGCUCAGUAUGAUUCAAACGAAGAAUUGGAAAAUAAUUGUCCAGGAAGAACAAGAGAAGAACAUGAAGACUGUGAUGAAGACAAUUAA
Molecule: messenger RNA, 891 nt
Organism: Brugia malayi
Lineage: Eukaryota; Metazoa; Nematoda; Chromadorea; Rhabditida; Onchocercidae
Product: G-patch domain containing protein
Exons: 6
Coding region: 1-891 (296 amino acids)
Cellular component (GO): kinetochore
Molecular function (GO): nucleic acid binding
Source: RefSeq, a predicted model, not a curated record